Molecule: messenger RNA, 1584 nt
Organism: Triplophysa dalaica
Lineage: Eukaryota; Metazoa; Chordata; Actinopteri; Cypriniformes; Nemacheilidae
Gene: rab34a
Product: RAB34, member RAS oncogene family a
Exons: 11
Coding region: 246-1028 (260 amino acids)
Biological process (GO): phagosome-lysosome fusion; endocytosis
Molecular function (GO): GTPase activity; GTP binding
Source: RefSeq, a predicted model, not a curated record
AACCGGGAUUUCUGGAGAAAUCCAACUACAUGCAGUACCCUUUGCUUCCGUGGGUCGGAGUGUCCUGCAGUCUUCUUCAGAAAUUUGGGAGCUGCACGCGAUGGACGAAUGCUGACAAAGUCGUUUGUUUGUUUUUUUACGAUUUAUUUUCUUUUAUGUACAGAUAAAGCGAUUUAACAGCAGUGUCUCAGAAAAUCAUCGCUUUACGAUCAAACGAACAGCUUCCCUUCCAGAGAAAGACCACCAUGAGCGUGCUCCCCCCUGUGAGAAAAGACCGCAUCAUCGGCCAGCUUCCUAAAUGUUUCAACAAAAGUGCCGCUUUGCACACAGAAAAUGAAUUCCACAGCAAGGUUAAGACAGCUUGUCAACAACAGAGGACAGGAACAGUGGGCAGGUUUAAAAUCUCCAAAGUCAUCGUAGUUGGUGAUCUGGCUGUCGGGAAAACCUGUUUGAUUAAUAGGUUUUGCAAAGACGCAUUUGACAAGAACUACAAGGCUACCAUCGGUGUGGACUUUGAGAUGGAAAGGUUUGAAGUUCUUGGGGUUCCUUUCAGUCUACAGUUGUGGGACACUGCAGGUCAGGAAAGGUUUAAAUGCAUCGCUUCUACAUACUACAGAGGAGCUCAGGCUGUAAUCAUUGUGUUUGAUUUGACUGAUGUUGCUUCACUGGAUCACACAAGGCAAUGGUUAGAGGAUGCAAUGAAAGAGAACGACCCUACCAGUGUAUUACUUUUCCUGGUUGGCACGAAGAAAGAUCUGAGCUCUCCUGCACAGUAUUCUCUAAUUGAGCAGGAUGCCAUCAAACUGGCGGAUGAGAUGAAAGCAGAGUACUGGGCUCUAUCUGCUUUAACUGGUGAGAAUGUCAGAGAGUUUUUCUUCCGAGUUGCAUCUUUAACAUUUGAGGCAAAUGUAAUGGCAGAACUGGAGAAAAGCGGAUCCAGACGUAUUGGGGAAGUUGUUAAAAUCAACAGUAACCUUAACAACUUACAUGCAGCUUCCAAGAAGAAACAACCCAACUGUUGUCAGUAAAGUCUGAUCAUGUGGAAACACAAAAAGAUUGUACGGACGUAUUACGGUACCAAGUGCAAGUGUACCAUACACGUAGGUACACAAGGAGAAAUGGGACUAACGCAUUUCAUCUAAAGGAAUGUACAGCGAGAGCAGCGUGGUUUAUUAUUAUUAGUGUGGAGCCGAUUUUCUGCCUCAUUUCACAAGAUGACUGGGCACAAUCUUUGCAUUUACUCUAAAUGUAUUUUUUAUCAUUGAUUAUUAUACUGUUAUUUACAAAUUCAGUUAUAUUUACAUUUCUAAUAAUUAGUUUACAGUCAGCAGCGAUUUUAAAAGGUACACAUGAGGAAUAUGCAUGAUUUGCACAAAAGCAAUGGACAACCAUCAUAUUUUUAUAUAAAAAAGGGUAAAUCAACUUUUCUCAUCAUACUAUAUAUGUUGGUCGGACACCCUCUCACCGGGACCGUCUAGAAGAAUAUUAUAUGUGAUGUAAAGUUUAAGUAUUAGAGUGUUACACAGCUGUAUGAAUUGUGUCCUUUGCUUAAAACAUUUUUCUAAAUAAAAUUGUUUUCCUUUU